Messenger RNA from Durusdinium trenchii, 894 nucleotides. The record is from the annotation of a GenBank genome assembly. NCBI's taxonomy places the organism in Eukaryota, Dinophyceae, Suessiales, Symbiodiniaceae.
AUGGCGAUGCGCAUUCCGGUGCGGCACAUGAGCGGUAAAGUGACGGUGGUGGAAGUGAGCCCAGACACGACUAUUGGGAAGCUGAAGAUGCAGAUGAGAGCAUGGUUGCCGUGUGAAGAUGAGCUGCGCGGAAUGUCCACACUGGAAUUGUCUUUAGGGGAGACAAGGUUGACCAGCAAUGACCAGACCAUCCACGAGGCAGGCAUAUCUGAAAAUACCGCAUUGCAGGACACCCAUCAGACCUCGAUCUCUCCGCUCUCGGCGACGGAAGGACCGGCGAGGACGCACCCGGGAGCCGACACGACGGCAGCACCCGGCGGCACGGAACUCGCCUGGGCCGCUCACGUGGACUGGGUCCAGAUUGGCGACUGCGCAGGUCACUUUGCCUGCCGCAACUUGCAUCCACAUGAAGUGACUGCCGCGCAGCCGCUUGGAGAGAUCACAGAGGGGAGCGGAUGCCCCACCAGACAAAGCCCAGAGGGUUUGAUCGAUCGACGAGACCAAUCGACGAGAGAUCCGAUGCCGGCGAUGCGAAUUCAGGUGAUGAAGCUGAGCAAAGCACAGGAAGUGUUCCAGAAUGCUGGUGUAGACUCCUUCCUGGAUUCCGUCCUGGAGGGCUAUCACGCUACAGUCUUUGCUUAUGGGCAGACAGGCAGCGGAAAGACGCAUACCAUGGAAGGGUUUGUAUACCAAGCUGGGACUCAAAGCAAGGCUCCACAGGUGAAGCCAGCCUUGACGGCACCUGAGAAGCUGGGGAUUGUCCCCCGCUGCAUUGAAGGCCUUUUCCAACGUAUGGAGCAGCAAAGUUUGGCCGGUGACUGCAGCUUCACCUUCCGCUUGUCUUUCUUGCAGAUCUACAAUGAGAACUUCGGCUUGCAAGUCAUCGGAAUGUGA